Xenopus laevis (African clawed frog) is the source of this 615-nucleotide messenger RNA. RefSeq names its product S100 calcium binding protein A10 S homeolog (gene s100a10.S). The coding region runs from base 183 to 470 and encodes 95 amino acids. The record is from RefSeq and is a predicted model, not a curated record. The transcript is spliced from 3 exons. Lineage: Eukaryota; Metazoa; Chordata; Amphibia; Anura; Pipidae.
UUGGCUGGAGGAGAGGGAGGGAUAUUAUGGGAUGUGACUCAGCCUGAGAUUCAGAUUUCAGGGGCAGGUCCUGUUCAUGGGAGUUUCCUUCCUCCGUGUAUAGAGCAGCGCAGAGUAUCUCACCCACAGCCCAGACACCAGCUCAGCCCAAGGCACAAGAACCAAAACCAGGACAAGUCAAGAUGGUGGCCCCCUCUGAGCUAGAACAUGCCAUGGAGAAAAUGAUGUUAACUUUCCACAAGUUUGCCGGAGAGAAGAACUACAUGAACCGGGAGGAUCUGCAAAAGCUUCUGGAGAGUGAGUUCUCCGAGUUCUUGAAGAACCAAAAUGACCCACUGACCGUGGACAAAAUCAUGAAGGAUCUGGACGAUUGUCGCGAUGGGCGAGUGACCUUCCACAGCUACUUCUCCCUCAUAGCCGGUCUCCUCUGCGCCUGCGACGACUAUUAUGUCAAACACAUGAAACCCUGAAGGAAGUGAAGACCCGGAGAAGGACCAACAUCUUGAUGUUGAAAAACUCACCAGAACCCGGAGGCCAAUGUCUCAUUUCCUCAGCAGCAACUCCCACUGUCACAUGACCAAAUCCUAAAUAAACCCCCAAUCUUGCUUUUUUAUA